AUGUCUCUUGACUAUCUCUAUGAACAUCUGUUGGAAUGGGAUCUAAGCAAACUCAAGCACGAGCAUCCCAGGUCAGCUCGGAGUGAAGAUGCUCUCGACAAGUACAAGUCUUCUUUCGAGUAUGUGAGAAUCAUGGAGCCUCUGAAUCUUCUGGAAUGCUACGCUUCUAUUCGUCAAGUAUUUGCAGAGUUCAGAGACCAGGAGAAGGCCAGACGUUUCGGAGGCUUUCGUUUCAAGGUGCAGGCUACCAAAGAAGGAGACGACAACGAACUCUUCACCGAAAUCUGCAUGGGAGCCACCCAGCAGGAACUAGAAGAACAUGAGCUGUUCAGUUCGACACUCGUCGUCAUUACGGUUCCGGGAAGUGGAAAAGCCAAGUGUCUUGGUAAAAUCAGUGAGAUUGUCUGGAACAAGAAGACUCGAGAAAUGGAUGUGUGGAUCCGAACGCGACGUGCGGACUUGAGAGAAGGGUCGCUAUGGGAGUGUUGUUAUCUCACCAACAUGGCCACCGCUGAACGAGAACUACUGGCUCUUUUGAGCAUUGGAGAUUUUGCUUUGAAGAACGACAUCUUGUUUGGCCAAUGUUAUUCAUUUCCAAAGGGCCCCGAUUCGGAAAUCCAACGAUUACAAGACAAGUACAUCGGCAAGCUCAACAGGUCUCAGGCUCAGGCCGUCUAUGGCUCACUCAAUACUCGAGGUGGGUUCUCCUUGAUCCAGGGUCCCCCAGGAACAGGUAAGACAAGCACCAUUGUCUCUAUUAUUCGCGAACUGCUGGAAUCUGGCUCCAGACCACUCAUGUUCUGUGCGCCUUCCAAUGCAGCAGUUGACGAGUUGACCAAGCGACUCAAGAAGCACUUCCUGGACGAGAAACUGGACUACAAAAUUCUUCGUAUCGGACGUCCGGAGAAUGUUCAUACCGAAGUUGCCCAUCUGACACUGGGAGGCAUAGCCUUCUUCUACGACAACGUUCUCAAGGACGCUCCCGGAAUGGAGCUCAAGACUGCCAGAAAGUGGCACUCCACAGAACAUCUGCCUCCUUACAUGUUUUUCAACGUUGAAGGAAAGCACAAGUUUGGAGACAAUCAUUCUUUCUGCAACACCGCUGAGAUUCAGUUUGCCAACAAACUAGUUUCCGCUGUUUUGAAGUGCGUUGGAGCAGGCGAAAAGCUGGAUAUUGGCAUUGUGUCUCCGUACAAACAGCAGGUUGAGAAGCUCAGGCACCAUUUUGAACAGAGAUAUGAUACAGAAAAGGAGACAAUGACGCUGGAAAUCCAAACUGUGGACAGUUUACAGGGUCGUGAGAAGGACAUUAUCAUCAUGUCGUGUGUUAGAGCCCAUCCCACGGCCCACACGGUCGGUUUUCUCGCCGAUGUCAGACGGAUGAAUGUGGCCAUCACCCGAGCCAAAGCGUCCUUGUGGAUCAUUGGAAAUGCCGACACUCUCGUAAGCAACGAGAAAUGGGAGAGUCUUCUCAGAAACGCAAACGAACGCAACGUGUAUUGUGAGGCGUCCGACUUCCACACGCGAGAGGGCGUCUAUAUGGACAAUCUGGGCAUCUCUUUGGAGGCUCUGAGUCUGGAGUAG
Yarrowia lipolytica CLIB122 is the source of this 1584-nucleotide messenger RNA. NCBI's taxonomy places the organism in Eukaryota, Fungi, Ascomycota, Dipodascomycetes, Dipodascales. The record is from RefSeq and is a predicted model, not a curated record.